AAAAAUAAGUUGUGACCUUGAGGAUGACGCGCAGAGGGCGCUGAAGGCGCCAAAAAGAAGCGGAACCAAACAAACCGAUAAAAAAAUCAUUUCUCCCAAAUAUUCGCUUCCUAAAUCAUUUUGAGACAAAAGUUGCCAUAAAAAUGAGUUCGGCAAGCAAGGUGGGCGAGAUCUUUACGGCGGCAGGCCAAGCUUUCAACAGACUGGGGGACCUGACGAUGCAAUUGCACCCCAACGUGGAGUCACAAUCAGGCAAAUGGACCGAUGAAGAAAUUGAGAUGCUUAGACAGGUAGUUAAACAAUUUUCCGACGGUUUAAAUCAAAUUAGUGAGCAUAUUAAGAGGCGGACGGUGUCGCAGAUUCGGACCGCUUUGAAGAAGAAGGCGUUUGAAGACGCGGGCUUGCCCGUGAGACAGCUCAACACUGUACAACAAAACGUGCAACAGCCGAUGAUUAAAUCGGAAGUUACUUUAAACAUGCUGAAUGCGGCGGAAUCGGAAGUCGACGUUGAGGGGCUACAUGAAGAGGUCAAACUGGAGUUUGAUGGGGCAAACGAGGAAGUGUCGUCGUAAAUAAUUGAACAGGUGUAAUUUUUAUUGUAAUUAAAUUAUUUUAAAUAAACUCAUAAACACGAA
Tribolium castaneum (red flour beetle) is the source of this 635-nucleotide messenger RNA. RefSeq lists its product as uncharacterized. Gene Ontology annotation, cellular component: NURF complex; MLL1 complex. The record is from RefSeq and is a predicted model, not a curated record. Lineage: Eukaryota; Metazoa; Arthropoda; Insecta; Coleoptera; Tenebrionidae. Bases 144 to 572 code for a protein of 142 amino acids. The transcript has 4 exons.